AUGCCUCCUCAGCUCCCCAACGGCCUCAACUCCUCAGCCAAGGUCGUCCAGGGAACCCUGGACAGCCUGCCCCAGGCGGUGCGAGAGUUUGUGGAGACCAACGCCAACCUGUGCCAGCCCGAACGCAUCCACAUCUGCGAUGGCUCCGAGGAGGAGAACCGGCAACUGCUGCACCAAAUGGAGGAACAGGGCACCAUCAAGAGGCUGAAGAAGCACGACAACUGUUGGUUGGCUCUCACUGACCCCAGGGACGUGGCCAGAGUUGAAAGCAAGACGGUCAUCAUUACCCGAGAGCAAAGAGAUACAGUGCCCAUCCCCAAGAGUGGCCUCAGCCAGCUGGGUCGCUGGAUGUCAGAGGAGGACUUUGAGAAAGCAUUCAGUGCCCGAUUUCCGGGGUGCAUGAAAGGUCGCACCAUGUACGUCAUCCCCUUCAGCAUGGGGCCCCUGGGCUCGCCUCUGUCCAAGGUGGGCAUCGAGCUGACGGACUCGCCCUACGUGGUGGCCAGCAUGCGUAUCAUGACGAGAAUGGGGACGCCCGUCCUGGAAGCCCUGGGCGACGGAGAAUUCGUCAAGUGCCUCCAUUCCGUGGGGUGCCCUUUGCCUUUAAAAAAGCCUUUGGUUAACAACUGGGCCUGUAACCCAGAGCAGACGCUCAUCGCCCACCUGCCCGACCGCAGAGAAAUCAUCUCCUUCGGGAGCGGGUACGGCGGGAACUCGCUGCUCGGGAAGAAGUGCUUUGCCCUGAGGAUGGCCAGCCGGCUGGCCAAGGAGGAGGGGUGGCUGGCCGAGCACAUGCUGAUCCUGGGCAUAACCAACCCCGAGGGCCAGAAGAAGUACUUCGCGGCCGCGUUCCCCAGUGCCUGCGGGAAGACCAACCUGGCCAUGAUGAACCCCACGCUCCCGGGCUGGAAGGUAGAGUGUGUGGGCGACGACAUCGCCUGGAUGAAGUUCGACCAGCAAGGUAACUUAAGAGCUAUUAACCCAGAAAAUGGAUUUUUUGGCGUUGCUCCUGGGACCUCUGUGAAGACCAACCCCAACGCCAUCAAGACCAUCCAGAGGAACACCAUCUUCACCAAUGUGGCCGAGACCAGCGACGGUGGAUUCUACUGGGAGGGCAUCGACCAGCCGCUGGCCUCCGGGGUCAAGCUCACCUCGUGGAAGAACAAAGAGUGGAGCCCUGAGGAUGGGGAACCUUGCGCCCACCCCAACUCCCGGUUCUGCACCCCCGCCAGCCAGUGCCCUAUCAUCGACCCUGCCUGGGAGGCUCCGGAGGGCGUGCCCAUCGAGGGCAUCAUCUUUGGAGGGCGCAGACCUGCUGGUGUCCCUCUGGUCUAUGAAGCUCUCAGCUGGCAGCAUGGAGUGUUUGUGGGGGCAGCCAUGAGAUCUGAGGCCACAGCGGCCGCCGAACACAAAGGCAAAGUCAUCAUGCACGACCCCUUUGCCAUGCGGCCCUUCUUUGGCUACAACUUUGGCAAAUACCUGGCCCACUGGCUCAGCAUGGCCCAGCGCCCUGCAGCCAAGCUGCCCAAGAUCUUCCAUGUCAACUGGUUCCGGAAGGACAAGGACGGCAAGUUCCUCUGGCCCGGGUUCGGAGAGAACUCCCGGGUGCUGGAGUGGAUGUUCAACCGGAUCAACGGCCAGGGCGGCGCCGAGCUCACGGCCAUUGGCUACAUCCCCCGGGAGGAGGCCCUGAACCUGAAGGGCCUGAAGGACGUCAACAUGAAGGAGCUGUUCCACAUCUCCAAGGAGUUCUGGGAGAAGGAGGUGGAAGACAUCCAGGCGUACCUGGAGGAGCAAGUGAACGCCGACCUCCCCGGCGAGAUCGAGAGGGAGCUCCAGGCUCUGAAGCAGAGAGUCCGCCAGAUGUAA
Messenger RNA from Miniopterus natalensis, 1869 nucleotides. RefSeq names its product phosphoenolpyruvate carboxykinase 1 (gene PCK1). Gene Ontology annotation, molecular function: phosphoenolpyruvate carboxykinase (GTP) activity; manganese ion binding; GTP binding. Gene Ontology annotation, biological process: cellular response to dexamethasone stimulus; hepatocyte differentiation; cellular response to glucose stimulus. The record is from RefSeq and is a predicted model, not a curated record. Gene Ontology annotation, cellular component: cytosol. Lineage: Eukaryota; Metazoa; Chordata; Mammalia; Chiroptera; Miniopteridae.